CAAGCAAGGGAUGAGGUUUCAAUUUUCCAUAACCAUUAUAUCUAUAUAAAUCUUUUGUUUCUUAAUAUGGUGUGUGUGGAUGAAUAAGGAAAGCUAGUCUGUGCUUUCUCUCUUUGAUAAAAGGAUAGGCUCUAGCCUAUGUUAUUCCUUGCUUCAAAAGCUCUACCUUCGAUUUUGCCACUUUGGUGCAAAUCUGCUUCCUUUUGGUGACUGAACAUUUUUCCUUUGAUUACCGAGAGAAUUGCUUGUAUUUGAAGCUGCUUUUCUUGCUGCUUUCUGUGUCUUCAAGUCUUACUUGGAAGGCUCAGAUUUGCUGCAAAUCUCUCCCUUUCCCCACCAUCAGAAGCUUUAAUUUCUUGAAAGAAGAAGAGAUGGUGAGAGGAAAGACUCAGAUGAAGCGUAUAGAGAACGCCACAAGCAGGCAAGUAACUUUCUCUAAACGGAGAAAUGGGUUGCUGAAGAAGGCCUUUGAGCUAUCAGUUCUGUGUGAUGCUGAAGUUGCUCUUAUUAUCUUCUCUCCAAGAGGGAAGCUUUAUGAAUUUGCUAACUCUAGCAUGCAGGAGACAAUUGAACGAUACCGCAGGCAUACCAAGAAUGACACUCCAACUUCAUUCAGAACAGUUGAACAAAAUAUGCAGCAUUUGAAACAAGAAGCAGCAAACAUGAUGAAGAAAAUUGACUUUCUUGAAGCUUCAAAACGGAAAUUCUUGGGAGAAGGUUUGGGGUCUUGCUCCAUUGAGGAACUGCACCGAAUAGAACAACAGUUGCAGAGGAGUAUAAGUAAUGUUCGAGCAAGAAAGACUCAGGUUUUCAUGGAACAAAUUGAAGAACUAAAAGAAAAGGAAAAAGCUCUACUGGAGGAAAAGGCCAGGCUCUCUGAGAAGCAUGGCACCGAUCCACAGCCAACAACAAAGGAUCAGACUGAAAAUCAACCCCAAAACUAUGCAGAAAGUUCUCUAAGUUCAGAUGUGGAGACCGAAUUGUUUAUUGGACUUCCUCAUUCAAGAACAAGGGGCGUCAUCAGGUCCAGUUGAAAAUUAUUUAGUCCCUGGCUAUGCAAAUUAAAAUAACAGUAAGCCUAACUGUAUCAUCAAUUACAUGUAUGCUGAUGCAUGAUAAUAAUAGAAUAAUUCUAAAUCCUCUUACAAUAUCUUUCUCAUAAUCCUUCUAAUAUUAAUUAAAUGAAGAAAGUAUUAAAUAUUUUCAAUAUUUCCUAAGUGUUAAAUGCUUUUAUGUUUUCAUUUAAUACUUUCUUUAUAAAGUGUUAAGAAGAUUAUUGGGAGGAUGUUGUAGGAGGAUAUAGUAUUACUGUAUGGUAAUUGUGGGAGUGAUUUGUUUUGUUUGAUAAUAUCCUCAAAAUACUUGUAUUUUAGACUCAGUAGUUGUAUGGUUGCCAUUCUGGGGUUUAAUAAAUGCACGACUUUCUUUGA
Messenger RNA from Cajanus cajan (pigeon pea), 1430 nucleotides. Its product is annotated as MADS-box protein SOC1. NCBI's taxonomy places the organism in Eukaryota, Viridiplantae, Streptophyta, Magnoliopsida, Fabales, Fabaceae. Gene Ontology annotation, biological process: positive regulation of transcription by RNA polymerase II. Gene Ontology annotation, cellular component: nucleus. Gene Ontology annotation, molecular function: DNA-binding transcription factor activity; RNA polymerase II transcription regulatory region sequence-specific DNA binding; protein dimerization activity. The record is from RefSeq and is a predicted model, not a curated record.